AUGAUUGAAUUAUCAAGACUAUAUGGUGUUUAUAGAUCAAAUCGACCUUCUAUUGAUCGUAGCUUGAUCACUUCACUAGUAGAGAGAUGGCGUCCUGAGACUCAUACAUUUCACUUUAGAACGGGUGAGGCGACAAUCACCUUGCAAGAUGUAGAAGUGUUGUAUGUCUUACCUGUGAAUGGUGAUCCAGUACUUGGUGAUGAGUCGAUAAGGACCAUAGGGUAUUGGCAAAAUAUUUGUCAAAGAUUGUUAGGUUUAAUUCCACGUCCUCAAGACUUCAACCGUAGUAGCCUCAAGGUAACUGCACAUAUGCUCGAGCAACUACAGUUACCUGACUUUACAACACAAGAAAUGAUCGAUCAAAUGGCUGGAUGUUACAUGUUUUGGAUGAUUGCUGGUAUGAUGAUAGCAGAUACAUCUGACAACUAUCUAAAGCUUAUGUAUCUUCCUAUGCUCGAGGAUAUCAAUGUAGUUAGCUCUUAUAGUUGGGGUAGUGCGACCUUAGCGUGCUUGUCUCGCUUUCUCUGUAAGGCCUCACAGAGUAACCGAAAUGAGAUAGUUGGCUUUCUACCACUGCUUCAGUUUAUUUGGGAACCAUAUUCGGAUGACUUAAUUGAGAGUCUUCCUGAUUAUUGUCGAAUUGAACGAGACAUAUGGCGUGUAAGAGAUCCAAUUUUUUGUUGGGAUAUCAUUGAGGUUCACUUGCCUGAUCGAGUUAUGAGACAAUUUGGAUUAAAACAAAUGAUACCAACUCCAUUUCUAUUUGACGCCACACAUUUUCACCAUGAUCGUAGGGGCAGACCAAAUACAAAUUGGAAGUUGGAGCAUGCACAAUGGUUGCCUUUUUGGAACCAACGACUUCAAUAUGUUUGUGAUGCUCUGGUCAAACGUGAACCACUUUGA
Molecule: messenger RNA, 903 nt
Organism: Solanum lycopersicum (tomato)
Lineage: Eukaryota; Viridiplantae; Streptophyta; Magnoliopsida; Solanales; Solanaceae
Product: serine/threonine-protein phosphatase 7 long form homolog
Biological process (GO): meristem development; meristem maintenance
Source: RefSeq, a predicted model, not a curated record